Messenger RNA from Mangifera indica (mango), 1589 nucleotides. Its product is annotated as enoyl-[acyl-carrier-protein] reductase [NADH], chloroplastic-like. Bases 188 to 1369 code for a protein of 393 amino acids. Lineage: Eukaryota; Viridiplantae; Streptophyta; Magnoliopsida; Sapindales; Anacardiaceae. The transcript is spliced from 13 exons. The record is from RefSeq and is a predicted model, not a curated record. Gene Ontology annotation, molecular function: enoyl-[acyl-carrier-protein] reductase (NADH) activity. Gene Ontology annotation, biological process: fatty acid biosynthetic process.
AAUUCCAAAGAUGCCUGCACUUUAAAUGAUCGCUAACCAAACUUUGAUUUCAUCGAAACUAAGCCAUUCUUAAACUCUCACCACCAACUCUUACAUUCAUAACUUUAAAUUCAUUGCACUUUCACCCCUUUUGUUCUCUCUCAAUAUUCGGCAUUGCAGAGGUUCUUCUUGAUUUAGGUUUCUGGAAAUGGCUGUGGCAGCGACUUCUGGGACACAAAUGACAGUGAUCAAGCCUUGUGUUUCGUCAUCUCCUAAAAAUUUUAUGUCUAGUAGAGCAAGUUUUAGGAUUGAUGAUCAAAAUGCAUCUUGGAAGAGGCUUGCAAGCUCUUCUCGGAUUGCGUCUGAGAAGCCAUCGCUCCAGAGCUUGACGGUGAGGCCUGCUAAAUCUGUUAAGUUUGUAACAAGAGCUAUGUCUGCAGAAAAUGAAAACAAGCCUCUACCAGGAUUGCCUGUUGAUUUGAGAGGUAAAAGAGCAUUCAUUGCUGGUGUGGCUGAUGAUAACGGAUAUGGUUGGGCAAUAGCAAAAGCUCUUGCAGCUGCAGGUGCCAAAAUUCUUGUUGGGACCUGGGUUCCUGCACUGAACAUCUUUGAAAGCAGUCUACGGCGUGGGAAGUUUGACGAAUCUCGCAUAUUACCAGAUGGAUCAUUAAUGGAAAUUACCAAAGUUUAUCCGUUGGAUGCAGUUUUUGACAAUCCCGAGGAUGUUCCUGAAGAUGUAAAAACAAACAAACGCUAUUCUGGGUCCUCAAAAUGGACAGUUCAGGAGGUUGCUGAAUCUGUAAAACAGGAUUUUGGUAGCAUUGAUAUUCUUGUGCACUCACUUGCCAAUGGGCCAGAGGUCAGCAAGCCUCUUUUGGAGACUUCGAGAAACGGAUAUCUUGCAGCCAUCUCUGCAUCAAGUUAUUCUUUUGUUUCUUUACUCAAGCAUUUCGUUCCAAUAAUGAAUCCAGGUGGUGCUUCAAUCUCUCUAACAUACAUUGCUUCUGAAAGGAUUAUUCCAGGAUAUGGUGGAGGCAUGAGCUCUGCUAAGGCUGCUCUAGAGAGUGACACACGUGUUCUGGCUUUUGAAGCUGGAAGGAAACACAAGAUCAGAGUCAACACAAUAUCUGCAGGUCCUCUUAGAAGUCGUGCGGCAAAAGCGAUCGGCUUUAUCGAUAUGAUGAUUGAUUACUCAUUAGAAAAUGCACCCUUACAGAAAGAACUAUCUGCGGAGGAGGUAGGGAAUGCUGCAGCCUUCCUGGCUUCACCUUUGGCAUCAGCAAUCACUGGCGCCAUUGUGUACGUUGACAAUGGCCUCCAUGCAAUGGGAGUGGGAGUUGACAGUCCAAUAUUUGAAAACCUUGACAUUCCAAAAGGUAAGCAAAGCUAGAACUUGAGAUGACUCUGAUUGUCUGGUGGGGUUACUGAAUUUUGAAUUAGAACAAAUAAUUAUUGUUCCUACUUGUAUUAUUUAUACCAUUUCAAUCCCCCAUUUGUGUCAUAUGAAUUGUGUUACUAAUUUUGCUUUCUGGGUUCUGUUGCAAAAUAGACCCUGUAAUGUUAUUGCAACGUUUAACUUAAUAUAUGGAACGCCAAACAUAUUGUGUGUA